This is a messenger RNA of Aspergillus bombycis, 657 nucleotides long. Its product is annotated as DJ-1/PfpI family protein. Bases 1 to 657 code for a protein of 218 amino acids. The transcript has a single exon. Lineage: Eukaryota; Fungi; Ascomycota; Eurotiomycetes; Eurotiales; Aspergillaceae. The record is from RefSeq and is a predicted model, not a curated record.
AUGGCGGAAUCUAUUACACCCCCUCUCCGUUUUGGAGUUGUCUUAUUUCCCGGUUUCCAAGCUCUCGAUGCAUUCGGUCCUUUAGACUGUAUCAAUGUUCUCUCAUGGUCGGAAAACAUCUCUCUAUCUCUACUGGCAUCGUCCCUUGAUCCAGUGACAACCAAACCCCCCACCUUACCGGGUGCAGUCGGUCAAAGCGUCGUGCCCACCCACACAUUUGGCACAGCACCGCCUCUCGACGUCCUUCUCAUUCCUGGCGGCUUGGGAACAAUGGGAGACAGUCCAAUUCUCCAAGAGAUCAUUACUUUUAUCCAAAGGGUCUAUCCACGGUUGAAGCAUCUGAUCACCGUGUGUACUGGCUCCGGGUUAGCCGCUCAAGCUGGCGUGUUGGAUGGUAAACGUGCAACCAGUAACAAGAAGGUCUUCCAGGAGAUUAUUUCAUUGAGGCCUCAGGUUCAAUGGGUCUAUCAUGCGAGAUGGGUCACGGAUGGAAACAUAUGGACUUCGUCCGGGGUGAGCGCUGGUAUUGAUGCCACCCUGGCUUGGAUUGAGGAGGUGUAUGGAAAAGAGAAAGCGCAAGACAUUGCGAAUGAGAUAGAGUACUGUCGGCAUGAAAAUGCAAGUCGUGAUCCAUUUGCCGGUUUGCAUGCAAUCUAA